AUGAUAAAUUUACCUCAUUCGAUGGAAAAAAAAACGGCACAACCAAGUUUAAGAGAGAUAUUUGAUGUAUCUAUACUUUUGGCUGUACCGAAAAAAAGAAGGUCGUUGGAAAGAAGAAAAUGCAGAAGAUUUGGCAUACCUGAGCUUCAUUAUAAAAUGCUUGUACCAAAAACAAAUAUAUUAACAUGUAAAAAAUGUGGUUCAUUUCACGAAGCAGGAGUGAUUUGUCCAACAUGUUACAGUCGAGUUAUGGCAGAAACGAAAGAAAUGCAAGAAGUUAUUGCUAAAAAUUUAGGUUUAUCCCCUGUAGAAGAAGAAGUUGUUGUCUUAUAUCAAGAUGAUGAUAAAUCGAAAGAAUAUUUUAAGGGUAAAAGAAUUGUAGAAAUGGAUAAACCAAGGCCAAAAAUAUUUUGUGAUAAUUUAUUGCAAAAAUCCACUCAUAAGGAAUCGAUUAGUACUGAUGUCGAGAUAAUUCCUCAAAUAAAAUGA
Molecule: messenger RNA, 489 nt
Organism: Pediculus humanus corporis (human body louse)
Lineage: Eukaryota; Metazoa; Arthropoda; Insecta; Psocodea; Pediculidae
Product: mitochondrial 50S ribosomal protein L32, putative
Exons: 2
Coding region: 1-489 (162 amino acids)
Biological process (GO): translation
Cellular component (GO): mitochondrial large ribosomal subunit
Molecular function (GO): structural constituent of ribosome
Source: RefSeq, a predicted model, not a curated record